Molecule: messenger RNA, 2361 nt
Organism: Benincasa hispida (wax gourd)
Lineage: Eukaryota; Viridiplantae; Streptophyta; Magnoliopsida; Cucurbitales; Cucurbitaceae
Product: O-fucosyltransferase family protein
Cellular component (GO): cytoplasm
Source: RefSeq, a predicted model, not a curated record
AACGAAGCUCAUCUUUGAAAUCUCCCGUUCUAACACGGCCGCUGUUGGUCAGUAACGCGUAAUUAUAAUCAGGAAAAUUCCUUCUCCUCUUCCCGCCGCCCCAUUUUUCUCUCUCUACUGCAACAAUUUUUUAUUUUUAUUUUUUUCCCUCUAAUGAGAUUUAUAAUCUGAAAGAGGAAGUGGGUUAGUGAAAGAGCUUGAGAAAUUUGCUCUCUGGAUUGUCAAUGGCGAAGAAGAACAGUAAUUCCAAGAAGCAAUCUUACAUUUCAGUUCCAUCUCAAAUCAUAAACUCUUUAUCUUCAUCUUCUCUCCAAUCCCUUCUCGAUUCGCCUAAGAAAUCUUCUAAAAACUACAAUAAGUUUCUUAGUCUUUCCACUUACAGAAGCUCGAAGAAGCUAUGGCUUCUUGCUAUUUUUCUCUUUGGACUUUUCGGGAUGUUGAAGCUUACUUUUAAUCUCAACCCUUUAAUCCCUUAUGUGUCGUACCCUUGCUUCACUUCUCAAUCGCAGUCGCAGGGUUUAGUCUCUAAUGGGGUUUUGAAAUCAGGUAUAGAAAGAGAAAAUGCUUUGAAGGAUGAGGUUAUGAACGAUUCUUUCCAAUCGCUUCGGCCGAUUUCAAAUGGGGUUUUGAAAUCGGAUGAGGGUUUUGGAGAGGGAAAUGAACAGCAGGAGUUCUGGAAACAACCUGAUGGAUUGGGGUAUAAACCUUGUUUAGAUUUCAGUGAAGAAUAUAAAAAAUCAACCCCUGGAAUCGUUAGUGAGAGGACUAAAUAUUUGAUGGUUGUAGUUUCCGGUGGGAUGAAUCAACAGAGAAAUCAGAUCGUCGAUGCUGUUGUGAUUGCUAGAAUUCUUGGGGCUGCUUUGGUUGUUCCAAUCUUGCAAGUGAACGUCAUCUGGGGAGAUGAAAGUGAAUUUUCUGAUAUAUUUGAUUUGGAACAUUUCAAGAAUGUUCUAGCGGACGAUGUUCAUAUUGUUUCAUCUUUGCCAUCUACGCAUCUGAUGACUCGUCCGGUGGAGGAAAAAUCGACUCCACAUCAUGUCUCGCCGACUUGGAUUCGGUCACGUUACCUCAGGAAGCUUAGAAGAGAAGGGGUACUACUGCUGCGCGGCUUGGACUCCAGGCUUUCUAAGGAUCUUCCUUCUGAUCUUCAAAAGCUCAGAUGCAAGGUUGCUUUUCAUGCUCUGAGAUUUGCUCCACCAAUUGUGGAACUUGGUAACAAGCUCACAGAGAGAAUGCGAAGCAAAGGACCGUACCUUGCUCUUCAUUUACGAAUGGAAAAGGACGUAUGGGUGAGAACCGGUUGCUUACCUGGGUUGAGCCCUGAAUACGAUGAGAUGAUAAACAACGAAAGAAUACGAAGACCUGAACUUUUAACUGCUAGAUCAAACAUGAGCUACCAUGAUAGAAAACUUGCAGGCCUUUGUCCCUUGAAUGCCUAUGAGGUUAUGAGGUUACUGAAAGCUCUUGGAGCUCCAAGGGAUACGAGAAUAUACUGGGCUGGAGGGCAACCACUAGGAGGAAAAGAAGCCCUGCAACCAUUGACAAGGGAGUUCCCAAAUUUCUACAAUAAGGAAGAUCUUGCUUUGCCGAGUGAACUCGAGCCUUUUGCAAAAAAAGCUUCUUUUAUGGCUGCUAUUGACUAUAUUGUUUGUGAGAGCAGUGAUGUCUUCAUGCCUUCUCAUGGAGGAAAUAUGGGCCAUGCCAUUCAGGGACAUAGGGCUUAUGCUGGGCACAAGAAGUACAUAACACCAAACAAAAGGCACAUGCUUCCCCUUUUCUUGGACUCCUCACUCCCGGAAGCAGAGUUCAAAAAGAUCAUCAGGGAGCUGCAUCAGGACUCCCUCGGACAGCCCGAACUUCGAACCAGCAAAGUCGGACGAGAUGUUACCAAGUACCCUAUUCCUGAAUGCAUGUGCAACAACAGCUCUGAUGCUCAUACCAUAUAAGUCAAAACAACUCAUCAGUGGUGCCAACAUAGCAAAAAGCCUCGAAGAAUCAGAGUUUUAAUCGACAAAACCUUGGAAAUCCCAGGUCGAUCAUUGAAGUCAAGCCCUCUUUAGAACCAUGAGUUGGUGUCGUCUCGGGGCAACGAAGUUCUGUGGGAAGAACAUUUUGAAAGAGUAACUGCAGACAGCAGUCAAGUCAAAUAUGCAGUAAUGAACUGAAGAAGUGCAGCCUAGGUUAUGUGUAUAUGAGUGAGAAAGAUGCCUAUAUAUAUAUUAUAAGAGAAAUAAAAGGAACAGCAUAACAUUGUAUAAUUCUUUGAUUCUUUACAGAAUAAGUUCUUGUAGUUAAAUAUUUUAUUGUAAAGACCGAUUUUUUUUUUGUAUGAAAAUGAAGAGAUUCAUUCUUGUAGUUAAA